AUGGCGUCCAUAGGAAGAGUUGCCUCGUACACGCCCUCGGAAUACUCAGAAUCACCACAAAAACGAGAUGAGCAGCCCAGACGGUCGUCGCCGAGUUCGGACGUAGAGGGGGAAGUCGCAUCUCCCCGCGAGGCCAAUACAGAAGGAGUAUCCGAACAAACAAGGGAAGCCGAACAGCUACUAAUUCGCCAUUCGAGCGGCAGUCAGAGUCUGGCUUCUGAUCAUGGCCUCGAUUUCGGCAUCUCGCCAUCGGCAGAGCGCUCCUCCUCGCCGUUACCCUUCGCGUCCAUUGUCCCUUCGCCGCUAGCAAACUCCAGAUCAGCGAGCGAUGGAAGCUCAGAAGGGAAUGAGGUGCACUCGAGUGAUGAGACCCAGACCAAGAAGAGUCGGCCGCGCACCACGGAAGGCCGUCUUCACUUGCACCUUCCGCCCCGGACUCACCUGAGAACACCAAAGGCGAGGAGCACGACAGACUUGUCAAGCCAAGCACCUCGCUCUCCUGGUACCCCACUCACCUUACAAGAUUUGGGAACGGACUAUACUCGCUAUUUCAAUCCUUUCUCAGACGCCGCCAGCACUCCCAGCCGUAGUCAGAGGACUUCCUUGUCAGAACGGCGGUCUUACAGCAAACUGGGCGUGGACUCGCGCACUGCCACUCCGCCACCGGGAAUGCCACUGCUCAGUCCGUCUCUUUCACCCAAUCACUCUGCGACGGCAUUCAAUGAGAGCGUCCAUGAGCUGUACGACACAAAGACGAAUGUAUCCUUCAUUGACGAUAGAUUAACGGCACCAUACGAGGAGAAGGGGAUGGCAUCCUGGCCACUGAUAUGCGAUCAAGAGGAAGCUGACGAUGAAAUGCACAUGCCUCGCGAUGAUGAUGACAUCAAGUUCAAACCCAGGAUCCGCGACCACUUCACAAGAGACAGCAUCGUCUCCACCAUCGGCUUAGCGUUUAUGAUGUGCGGGCUAUCAUUCAUAUUUGUCGGGCUUCCGGUACUCUCUGCUGUAGGGAUCAUCGAUUACAACUCAGCCUACAGCAUACCGUUGAGUAGGUUUCCUAAUCCAUGGAGACCUCAGAUCUGGGCAACAGUCAACAAUAAAAGAUACCCACUACUAGAGAAUAUACGUACAGGCCUAAUUGACCCAGACACACCCGACUCCGUAAAGACAAGGACCGGAGAGUUUGGUGACGAGUAUGUGCUAGUCUUCAGCGACGAGUUCAAUGACAACAAUCGCACUUUCUACGAAGGAGACGAUCCGUAUUUCUAUGCACCCAACGUCUGGUAUGGCGCGACGCAGGAUAUUGAAUGGUACGACCCAGAUGCUGUCACCACCCACGAUGGUACACUUCAGCUGCGCUUAGAAGAGUUUUUUAAUCACGGCCUCAAAUUUCGGUCGGGUAUGUUGAACAGUUGGAACCAGCUGUGCUUCAAAGGCGGCAUCUUCGAAGUUUCGGUGUCGCUACCCGGUCCAGCUGGUGUGCAAGGGCUUUGGCCUGGUGCGUGGACGAUGGGUAAUCUCGGUCGACCAGGUUACUUGAGUACAACUGACGGCCUGUGGCCCUAUACCUACCAGUCUUGCGACGUUGGCAUCACACCCAACCAGUCGAGUCCUGACGGAUUGUCUCACCUGCCUGGACAACGGUUGAAUUCAUGCACCUGCCCGGGCGAGGAUCAUCCAACACCAGGGACUGGAAGAGGGGCGCCGGAGAUCGACAUCAUUGAGGUGGGUGCUACAUCGGGCUAUCCCGGUCCAAAUGGUCUUCCUAUAGCAACACAAAGUUACCAGGUUGCGCCAUUCGAUAUCUGGUACUAUCCGAACUACAACUACACGGCGUUUCCGGAUCUUCGCUACAGUGGAUUCAACACCUAUACUGGCGGUGCCUUCCAACAGGCCAUCUCUGCCACCACGAUAUUGAACAAGAACUGGUUCGACAAUAAGCAGUAUCAGCGGUUCUCAUUCGAGUAUGUGCCAGGAGAAGGCAAAGAUGCUUAUAUAUCGUGGAAAGUGGGCGACCAGACAAUGUUUAUCAUAGACGGGCGUGCUAUAGGACCGAACGGCAACAUCCAAGCCCGACAAAUCGCACAAGAACCAUUAUCACUCAUUCUCAACAUGGGCCUCAGUAAUUCAUGGACCUGGAUCGACUGGAAGAAUCUCGUAUUUCCCGCUACCAUUCGUUUCGACUACGUGAGGUGGUAUCAGAAGAAAGGCGAGGAGAUGGUUACGUGCGAUCCCCCAGGCUUCGAGACUACGGAAUACAUUAAAAAACAUCCGAGAGCUUACAACAAUCCUAACUUUACUUCAUGGGAUCAAACUGGCUACGACUGGCCAAAGCAUAAGCUCAACAGCGAAUGCUGA
Alternaria atra is the source of this 2358-nucleotide messenger RNA. RefSeq lists its product as uncharacterized. NCBI's taxonomy places the organism in Eukaryota, Fungi, Ascomycota, Dothideomycetes, Pleosporales, Pleosporaceae. Bases 1 to 2358 code for a protein of 785 amino acids. Gene Ontology annotation, cellular component: plasma membrane; endoplasmic reticulum membrane. Gene Ontology annotation, molecular function: glucosidase activity. The record is from RefSeq and is a predicted model, not a curated record. The transcript is spliced from 2 exons. Gene Ontology annotation, biological process: (1->6)-beta-D-glucan biosynthetic process; fungal-type cell wall organization.